AUUAACUGCACGGGUCAGACAGACUGACAACUGAACUGUGCCCCCACACCACUGUCUGUUAAAUAGAGACUCUGUGUGUGGGCUGUCAGAGCAGUAGAGCAGCCUAGUACAGUAAUCCAAGUCAGUGCGUCAAACUAACGUAGCUAAACAAACUGAUAACGUCGUGACAGAAAGAGAAGGAAGAAAGAGAGAAAUAGACAGUCAGCCUGGAAGAGGAGGAAGAAGAACAGAAGACCUGACAGAAAGACAGAGAGAAACGAAAUAGUAAAAGAGACAAAGUGGGACGGGAAAAGGAAGACCUAAGACCUGAGAGAAUUACAGAGAGAAAAGGACAGAGUAACAGAGACAGAUAGUGUAUGUGAGGAAGACCUUACAGAAGACCUUACAAAGACAGAGAGAAAAGAAAUAGAGAAGAGUGCAAGAGGAAGACCCAAACAGAAGGCCUGAUAGAAAGAGAGAAAGAAGAAAGAUAGAGUGAGGAAGACUAACAGAAGAACAAGAUGCCUAUUCGGAUGACCAAACGCAGCCGGGAGCCAGAGAGUCUGGAGAUGAAUAAGUUGCGUCAGAGCCUGCGCCGGAAGAAGCCCACAUACGUGCCGGAGGCCAGCCGACCCCACCAGUGGCAGGCGGAUGAGGAGGCCGUGCGCAAGGGCAAAUGCAGCUUCCCCGUGCGGUAUCUGGGUCUGGUGGAGGUGGAGGAGUCCAGGGGAAUGCAUGUAUGUGAAGAGGCGGUGAAGAAACUCAAAGUGAGCGGUAAGAAGACAGUGAAGGCCGUGCUAUGGGUGUCUGCCGACGGGCUGAGGGUGGUGGACGACAAGACCAAGGAUCUCAUCGUGGACCAGACCAUUGAGAAGGUGUCCUUCUGCGCGCCUGACCGCAACUACGACAAAGCCUUCUCCUACAUCUGCCGCGACGGCACCACGCGCCGCUGGAUCUGCCACUGCUUCAUGGCGCUCAAGGACUCGGGGGAGCGUCUGAGUCACGCGGUGGGAUGCGCCUUCGCCGCCUGCCUGGAGCGCAAGCAGAGGCGGGAGAAGGAGUGCGGCGUCACGGCCUCGUUCGACGCCAGCCGCACGUCGUUCGUGCGCGAGGGCUCCUUCCGGGUGACUUCGGGCAGCCAGCAGGGUGAGCAACAACUCCAGGAUAAGAAGAAAGAGCCCGCGGUGUCGGCCAUGCCUCCAGGCAAUGCCUCCCCCCCGGAGGGCGCGGCGUCCCCCGGUGAGCGUGGCGAGCCCCACGCCGCCAUCCCGCGCCGCCACGCACCCCUGGAGCAGCUGGUCCGGCAGGGCUCCUUCCGCGGCUUCCCCGCGCUCAGUCAGAAGAACUCGCCCUUCAAGAGGCAGCUGUCGCUGCGCCUCAACGACCUGCCCUCCACACUGCAGCGCAAGGGAGACUACCAGGCCAAGAACCCAGUCCCAGAGAUGGACCUGACGGUGUCCGGAGAGGACGGCAGCAUCAACGCGCUGUGCAGCCAAAUCAACAGCUCCUUCACCAAGCCCUCAGAGGAGCUAUGUGCCAAGCCCUCCACCAAUGGCCUCCCUGUCAGCUCCAUGCCCCCCAUCAUCCCCCCUCCGCCCGCACCACUGCAGGCCACCACCGGAUGGGUGCAGACGGAGAGUCCCGUACAGGGGCCCCCUACUGGGCCCCAGGGGGGCCACAAGCGCACCCCCUCGGAAGCCGAGCGCUGGCUGGAAGAAGUGUCCAAGGCCGUGAAGGCCACCCAGCCAACUGCACCCGGUCAGCCCGCCCCCACCCAGCCGCCACCCCCCACCAUACCCACCCUGCCAGGCCCACCGGUGCACACCUUAGCCGGGCCGCCGUUACAACCACUGGCCGCCCCUCCGCUACCCAGCAUGGCGGGCACCCAACCCGUGGGCUCCCUGCCCACCUCCAUGCAGCCCUUCCCGCUGGCGUUCGACGCCACCCCUGCGCCCGUGGGCAUGUUCGCCCAGCCGCCGCUGCAGCCGGCGUUCGUGCCCAUGCAGGCCUACAUGCCCGCCAUGGGCAACAGCAUGACCUACCCCAACGCCAGCGUGGUGCCCGUGGUGGGCAUCACGCCCUCGCAGAUGGUGGCCAACGUCUUCUGCACGGCGGCCGGCUCGGGCGGAGGCGCGGCCUCCAUGGGCGUGAGCAUGGUCGGGGGGCCCAAGACCGCGAGCGGCACCAGCAACAACCCCGGGGUGAUGAGCACCGGCAUGGGGCAUCAUCCGCAGCCGGCCUUCCCCAGCCUUCCGCCACCCACCAUCGGAGGACUAGGAGGAUUCCCCACCACGGUGACGGCUCCCUUCACCACGGCACCCAUGGCCAACGGCCUCCCGCACAACCCCAUCAGCGUGAUGUCCAACGGGGCCCACCACUGCACGCCACCCGGCAGCAUGAGUUCGAUGAGCACCGGCUUUGGCAUCACGGGCAACGGAAGCAUCGGCGGCAUGCCCAUGGGCAUGGUUGGCGUAGUCGGCAGCACCACCACCACCACCAACAACAGCAGCAGUAACAGCAACAGUGCCGGCGGCUGGCCCAUGGAGAGUAUGCCACCAGCGGCGAUGCCCGGCGCCAAGCCUGACUCUCAAGAGGCCGAGCGCUUCGAGGCCAAGUGGGCGGCGCUGGAGUCCAAAGCGCAGCCCAAAGCAGCCAACCCCUUCUCCAACGACUUACAAAAGACCUUUGAGAUCGAGCUUUAACUGUGUCAAAACUGUGCCAGUGGGGACUACAGCGGGGACUAAAUGGGGAUGAAUGAAUGAAUGGAUGACUGAUUUGGGGGGUAGGGUUUGAGGGAGGGAUGGUGUGUUGGGGGGGCUGGGCCCCUGUCCCCAAAGCUAAGACUCGAAACCACUUCAAUGCUCCACCAACCCCGGCAACCACUAUUUCCGCAAAAUCACCCACUACAUACACAUGCAUACAUGCUACACUCCCACCCCAGUGCUUUUAUUUCUUCUUCAAUGUAGAUGUUAAUGCUCCUAGUUUCAUACGACCAAGAAGGUCUCUGGCAUUGCACCUGUACUACAAAACGCUGUGAGAGGAUUGUACUCCAUGUGUUGGUAGGGGGAUGGGGGUGAGGGUGAUGCCAGCCAUGUGGUGUCGUGGUGUGGUGUGGUGUGGGAGAGAAGGGGUUGUCAUCUUCCAUUCUGUGUCCGUUCAAGAGGUCAACAGUUUCCUGAACACUCCAAGCUCCCAUGAUGCACUGGCACGAAUGAGUCAUGCAUCCCAAGCCCACCAACCACUACUGUACCAAUACGUUGGCCACUCAUACAGCACCACCAAGAUGGCGGCACUAGGACAGUGGGUCCAUUCCAAUAUGCAGACUCCCGUCCUCCCUUGCUCACUUGCCAGCUUGUGACCUCGUGAUGACGUCACUGACGACGGAAAAUGAAUUCAAUGUCUUGAAAACAGCGGGGAAACAUUUUUGUUUUCUCCAUGGAGGCGGGGCGUCAGCAAAACGCGAGGCCACAAGCACAAGUGGAAGACGGGAGUCCGCUUAUUGGAAUGCACCCAGUGAGUCCAAGCUCGGGGUCCUAUUAACUGCCACACACGACGAUCACCGUUCAAACACAACACAAGAAAGACUGCAAGAGUGCUGAGUGAGCUGAUGAUGAACUAAGCAGAUGGCCUGGUUUGCUAUUUAUUAUUUUUUUAAUUUUUACGAGUUAUAUAUAUAUAUAUAUAUGUUAAAAUCUGAUAUUUUUAUUCCACGAUGAGGAAAAAAAAUUGGUAUGUUUCUUCUUGAUGGUUUCCCUGUAUUUAUUUCUGUUGAGCGGGAAAAUGGGAACUGUAAUUUGGUUUGUUUUAACAGGAGAAAUGACUCACCAAUGAGGUUGUGUGUAUGUGUGUGUGAAGUGAGUCACAUUGAUGGAUACUGUGCUGCAGAGUGUGUUUGAAAAAGAACGAGAGAGAGAAAGAGAGAGAGAGAUGGAGUGAGUGAGAGAGAAGAAAAAGUGAGUGUGUAAAUAGCAUGUUUCUUUUUUACUCUCCCUCUAUUUACUAUGCCCCCCAACAUGUGUGGCUUCCACUUGUUAUCCAACCUCAAUGAGUCACUGUCACUAAACCACCAUGUCACCAGAGCCCUCAUUAGUCUCCCCUUGGCCGAACUCAACUGUUAGGGCCACCACCGGAAUGUGGUCAGAAUGUUCUAGAAGCUUCAUGAAUGGUACAUCAAUGACAUCAGUCUACGUGUAGUAGUUCUUCAUUACAGCGCUUUUUUUAAUGUUCUCUGAAUGGAAAAUCAUGAUUAUGCAGGUUAUUCAAUCCAAAAUGUUUAGCUGAAAGCCAUUGGACUUCUUCUUUGCACUUGAAGAAUGUUUGACUCCUGAAUCCAAGAAGCUUCUUCAGAUCUGCUUUGUGUAGGGAAUGAAGAGGGAAACAUCCUCAGGCUCAAAGAAACCUGAUAACUUACAAUUAAACUCUUUGGAUAACUUGACCUGGAUGAAUAACAAUCUUCACAGACACAUGGUUGUGGAUGAUUAAGUUGUGGCAAUUUGGGGGAGAAGGGAGGCCCUGUCCUCUGUGGUGAGUGUCCAGUGCCUGUUUUCCACUGCCGUUUGUCUGGUAGGCCUAUAG
This is a messenger RNA of Engraulis encrasicolus (European anchovy), 4554 nucleotides long. It is a transcript of the gene numbl, whose product is annotated as NUMB like endocytic adaptor protein. The transcript is spliced from 9 exons. The record is from RefSeq and is a predicted model, not a curated record. Gene Ontology annotation, biological process: positive regulation of neurogenesis. The coding region runs from base 501 to 2681 and encodes 726 amino acids. Gene Ontology annotation, cellular component: cytoplasm. NCBI's taxonomy places the organism in Eukaryota, Metazoa, Chordata, Actinopteri, Clupeiformes, Engraulidae.